AUGCCCAAUGAGUCUGUUGCUAGACUCUCUCAGAUCCAUGGUCCGCUCAUGAGGCUGCAGCUCGGUUUCAUCACCACCGUGGUGGUCUCGUCGGCUGAGAUGGCCGAACAGGUGCUCCAUAAGCACGACCAGGCGUUUGCGGGCCGAACCGUCAGAGACGUUGUCACCGUGUUCAACUGCCACCACCACUCGCUGGUGUUUAGUCAGAAUGGGACAAGAUGGAGAGAGCUGAGAAGGAUCUGCAACAUGGAGCUGUUCACGCUCAAGAGACUGGACAUAUUAGCAGGCAUCCGGCAAGAAAAGGUUCAAGCCCUUCUCCAGCAUGUUCACAAGGCCUGUGCGGCCGGACGUCCGCUCGAUAUCCGCUUGUGUGCGUUUGGAACCACGCUGAACUUGGUGGCAAACACAAUCUUUUCGAAGGACGUGGUGGAUCUCGAGUCGGAGUCGGCGGGAGUGAUCGACAAGCGCAUGGAGUCGGAUGCAGCUGCAAAUGGAGGGGAGAAGAAGAAGUAUGUGGAUUUGUUGGAAGUGCUUCUUGAACUCACCAGGGAGCCAAGCUCAGGGUUCACCAGGGAGAGUAUCAGGCCUUUGUUAUCAGACUUGUUGAUUGCUGGAAGUGACACAACUUCUACCACCAUAGAAUGGACCAUGACUGAACUGCAUCGACACCCAGACAAGAUGUCCACAACGCAGCUUGAGUUGACACAGACCGUCGGCACAGAACGUCUUGUGAAGGAGUCUGACAUCCAGAAACUCCCCUACUUACAAGCACUGGUGAAGGAGACCCUGCGGUUGCACCCGCCGGUUCCUCUUCUCAUUCCACAUAGAGCAGAUGUAACUACUGAGGUAUCUGGCUUCACCGUCCCUAAGAACACUCAAGUUCUUGUCAAUGCAUGGGCCAUCGGACGUGAUCCUGCCAGCUGGGAAAAUGCAACAUCCUUCUUACCAGAGAGAUUUCUAAAUUCUGAUGUAAAUUUCAAAGGAAAGGAUUUUCAUUUCAUCCCUUUUGGCGCCGGAAGGAGGAUCUGCCCUGGCAUGCCUUUAGGGGUCUGCAUGGCUCAUCUGGUGUUGGCUUCUCUCCUCCAUUCAUUUUCAUGGACUCUCCCUGAUGGGAUGGGCCCCGAGCAACUGGAUGUGAAAGCCAAGUUUGGCUUAACUCUGCAAAAAGCUAUACCUCUCAAAGUUUUCCCUUCUCCACGGUCGCUUGAUGGCCUGGAAUAAGACUAUGGAAACUUGUUGUGGAAAAACUAUUCUA
Molecule: messenger RNA, 1255 nt
Organism: Nymphaea colorata (pocket water lily)
Lineage: Eukaryota; Viridiplantae; Streptophyta; Magnoliopsida; Nymphaeales; Nymphaeaceae
Product: geraniol 8-hydroxylase-like
Exons: 3
Coding region: 1-1221 (406 amino acids)
Molecular function (GO): oxidoreductase activity, acting on paired donors, with incorporation or reduction of molecular oxygen; monooxygenase activity; heme binding
Source: RefSeq, a predicted model, not a curated record